Messenger RNA from Symbiodinium necroappetens, 705 nucleotides. The record is from the annotation of a GenBank genome assembly. Lineage: Eukaryota; Dinophyceae; Suessiales; Symbiodiniaceae.
AUGGCCGAAAAGCCCAAGAUGAUCAUUGGAGGUCCAGUGCCCUCCUGGCAGGCGAGCAUCCCAGGUCCUCAGUACAAUUACGACACCAACAGCUUCAAGAACAAGCAGCCGGUGUACUCCAUGCGCCCAAAGCCAGAGAUGGUCAUAGGUGGCGGCGUGCCUUCUUGGACCAAGUCCAUCCCGGGCCCCAUCUACAGCUACGACACGAACAGUUUCAAGGAGAAGCAGCCUGUUUACAGCAUCCGUGGAAGGGGCGACGAUGAUUUUGGCAACAAGAAUGCCAAAGAUGCCCCGCAGAUAUCGACAGAGCAGCUCAUGAAGGCCAUCGAUGCCACGCGGAAGAAGCCGCCGUCGUGGUCGGUGAAGUCCCGGCCUGCCAUGGUGCCCGGCGAUGCGGUGCCCUCCUGGGUGGCUUCCAUCCCAGGACCGAAGUAUCAAUACUCUGCGGAUGUCCACAAGAAGAAGCAGCCAGUUUUCUCCAUCGGAAAGAAGCUUCCCUCCGAGUCUGACCUGAUGAAAGUGCGCAGCCCUGGGCCCAUGAAGUACGAUGGCCCGGCCAUGGAGUCGAAGAAGCAGGAGAUGGUCGACAGCACCAGGAACAAGAGCUUCUCCUGCUCCUUCGGUGUCGGCCCUCGCUGGUCGGGUCCUACAUCGGAGAUGGUGAUGACGGGAGCUUUGGCGCGCUACGACCGGCCGGUGUUCUGA